Molecule: messenger RNA, 615 nt
Organism: Mesorhabditis belari
Lineage: Eukaryota; Metazoa; Nematoda; Chromadorea; Rhabditida; Rhabditidae
Source: the annotation of a GenBank genome assembly
AUGGAGUUCCCAAUGGUACGCGUGAGAGAGUGCUCCAAGCCACCAGUUCGAGGGAAAACCUCACCUUAUGGAUUCUUUGUGAAGAUGUGCUAUGAAGAACACAAGAAGAAAUAUCCUAAUGAGAAUGUUCAAGUGACAGAGAUCUCAAAGAAAUGCUCAGAGAAAUGGAAGACGAUGAGUGACGAUGAGAAGCGACGCUUUUAUGAGCUUGCCCAGAAAGACGCUGAGCGAUAUCAAGCUGAGGUCGCUGCUUAUGGAGGAGAGGAUUCGAUUAGAAAAAGAAAACGAGCAAAAAAGGAUCCAAAUGCUCCAAAAAGAGCAUUAUCGGCUUUCUUUUUCUUUUCACAAGAUAAACGCCCCGAAGUUCAAGCCACACAUACCGAAUGGAAAGUGAUGCAAGUUGCCCAAGAGCUUGGCCGAAUGUGGAAAGACAUGAGUCCAGAACAAAAAGAGAUCUAUGAACGACGUGCCCAAGCCGAUAAGGAACGCUAUAGUGAGGAAAUGGGAACGUAUAAAGCGGCAGUUGGUCAAGGCAAUCAAAUCGACGAUCAGGAUCCCCAUGUGUACGUGGAACAUCAACCCAUGCAUCAAAUGGCUUCGCAAGGUCAUCACCCU